UCGCCUGGGUUCAAUAAAGUCAAGGCACUUCUUCAUUCUCAUGUUGAAAAUUGUUGUUGAACAGUGAUAAUGUGGUGUAAAAGUUGUCUUUGUGUCUUUAUCUUUGUGCUAAUUUUAAAUCAAUUUCAAGUUGACGCACAAACUGGUAAACGAUGUACAACACCAAACGGCGAAUACGCAACAUGCGUGUCUAUAUACAGUUGUAACCAUCUUCUACAAGCAGUACAAACUAGAGAUGAAACGCAACUAAGGUUUCUACAAAAGUCGCAAUGUACUGGUUAUAGCAAUGGUCCUAUAGUAUGCUGUGGACGAGAAAGUAACUAUGUGACAACGGGAAAUCAAGCAACUAACGGAAGGGUACUUUUGAAUAAUGGUGAUACGCCGAAUAAGAAUUUCAGAAGGAAUCCCAAUAUUCCAAAUAGGGAAUCAUGUGGUCAUGACUUUUCAGAGAGAAUUUUCGGAGGUGAAGCAACAGCAAUCAAUGAAUUUCCAUGGAUGGCAUUAUUGCAGUAUACCAACAACAGUGGAUACAGAAGAUGGGCGUGUGCUGGCACCCUUAUAAAUAACAGAUAUGUUUUAACGGCUGCUCAUUGCGUCACAGGAGAUAUUUUAUCAAAAGUUGGGCGAUUGGUAAAUGUCCGUAUAGGAGAUUACGAUACUGAAAAUGCUGUAGACUGUCAAGGAGGGUUGUGUAAUAAUCCCAUAGAUGUAGGAGUAGAGGAUGCGUUUGCCCAUGCUGGAUAUAACAAUAACAAUCAGCAUAGAUAUAACGAUAUAGCUCUUGUAAGAUUAUCUAGAGAAGUCAAAUUUACACCAUUUAUUCAACCGAUUUGCCUCCCUAAAAUCAACGAAGCUGCGACCGUUGGUGACAGAAUGUCGGUAGCUGGUUGGGGUAGGACUGAGUAUGCCAGUCGUAGCGGCGUGAAAAUGAAGGUUGAGAUCCCAAUGGCUCAAAGAGCGCAAUGUACUAGAGCCUUUGCUUCAGCUGGAAUCAAUUUGAAAAGCUCACAGAUUUGCGCCGGAGGACAAAGAGGAAAAGAUUCUUGUACAGGUGACAGUGGAGGUCCUUUAAUGACGACAGCUAAAGACGAUCCAUCGACUUGGUAUCAAGAAGGCAUUGUAUCUUUUGGAGCAAGAUGUGGUACCGAAGGAUGGCCUGGUAUAUACACGAAAGUAGAGUAUUUCUUAGACUGGAUCCAUAAAAAUGUUCGACCAUAGUGUUGUAGUUGUAAUUUAUUUUAUACAUUUUAAUAUAAGUAUUUAUUAUU
Molecule: messenger RNA, 1268 nt
Organism: Psylliodes chrysocephalus
Lineage: Eukaryota; Metazoa; Arthropoda; Insecta; Coleoptera; Chrysomelidae
Source: the annotation of a GenBank genome assembly